AUGGCGCGGAGUAUCCAUGGUCGCGAUCAGUCUGGCGACGAUCCGACUUCCUCGUUCGCCGGACCUACCGGCUCACAGUUUGACGCAUCUUCCUUCAACUUCCCCAUUGAUACUCAGCUGGCAGCCAUGAAUCCAAAUUAUGGCAUGUCGACCUAUCCACGAGACCUUGACGACCCUACUGCAUCGCUGGCUCACUCCGGCGCAGAACAGCUGAAUACCCUUGCGGCAGCUUCUAAUGGCGCAGAUGCGUCCAUGGCCCCGCCUCAGACACCCAACCAAGCAUCCUUCAUGCCCGCGCGCAAGAGCGUCGACGACCUAUCUGAUGCAAUGCAAACCCCACAAACCGGAGACAAGAGAAAGCGUUCAAAGACUUCACGCGCAUGUGAUGAGUGUAGAAGAAAGAAGGUCCGAUGCGAUGCGCCGACUGAAGCUGAUGGCACACCCAAAACCUGUUCGAACUGCCAGAAAGCUGGCGCAACCUGUGAAUUUGAACGCAAGCCUAUGAAGCGCGGACCGUCCAAAGGUUACAUCAAAGAAUUGGCGGAACGCGUCCAACAGGUCGAAACCGUACAGAAGCAAGCACAAGCACUGCGGCAGUCUGUCGACGGCAGCUCUAACUUCACUACCUACGCCGAAGCUUUCUCACCUGACGACGCCAAUCCCAGACGACAGUUUUCCUUUCCAGACACACGAAGCCCUUUCACGCCCUCUGACUUUCAGCGCGACCGAAUUCCCAGCACUGGCGCCUGGGGCAACAUCGCUCCCAGUCUACGGUCUCGAGAUACAGGGAGUCUAAUGAUCGCACCCGAUCAGUCAAUGCCUGGAAAUCUCUCCAACCAAGAAGCCGUUAGAAUGGCAGAAAGUGUCAAGCCCUUUUGGUCAGAGGUCGAUUCACCUCCGCCGCAAAAACGACCGCGGCUUGAUGAUGCCUAUGCAAAGCUCGAAAAGUUUGAUCUAAGCGAAGACUACUUCAACCGAUACUACACCUACGUGCAUCCACGCUUUGCCCUACUUCCUGAGGUGGACUCGGUGAUGAAGGUGGUUUCGAAAGCAGUCCCGGCCAUACAACAUGCCUUCACCCUCUCCAUUGAGCUGUUAGUCAGCAGUCAGAAUGAUUCGGCUGUCAAUGGCAACCAAAGUGAUGAGAUAUCUGUGGCUUCUCAUAGACGCAGUCUUCCAACCACAGCAUUCGAGGACAUUCAAGAGUUGACGACUUACGUGGUAUCUGUGGAGCAAGAUGCAGCCUCUAACACGGUCCCUGAUAAUGUUACUUGUCUCUGGACACUACUUCUCCUGGCAGCUGCAUGCGACAGUGAUGUCAACCAAAUCGCAGGCCCGAACGCAACGAAAAAUGAUCUUCUCGCAUCAAGUCUGCGGGUCAUCCACCUUUUCAAGUCCAAGGAUACACAACUCGUCGCCGACGAAAUGGGAGCAGAACAAAUCGAUGGUAUCGUGAGACAAGCCUUUAGCUGUCAAUGCUUGAUGUCCAAACUGUAUGACCUAAGCUCAGGAUCUUACGCCAGAACACUGUCUCCACAAGAAACGCAAGCCAAAGAGACCAUGGUAGGACCUGCUGAUACAGCUAAGAUGCCUGCUGAAGCGGCGUUCCUCAUGCAAUCUUCCAACAUCAUUACCAUGGUCACUUGUUUACUUCACCUGGACGCGUCCAGCUUUGCGGGAGCGCAGGUGAAGCGCAUUCUUACAUUUGGUCUAUUCGAAAAUACACUAAAGAGUUCUCCCACGCUCAGUCUCGACUCUCCCGUCGUGCGCCAAGUCAAACUUCUGCUGGAAUUGCUCACAGCACGAUACCCGGAUACUGACUUCAGUCCCAUGAUCGUCCUCAUGAAGGCUACACAACUCACUGAAUGUCUCACAACCGAUUCCCCAGCUUACCCAAACUUCAGCCCUCUUGAUAUGCACUGUUGGUCUCUGGCAACUAUCACAUUCUGUGAACUGGCUAUGCAUGCAAAAUCAGACAUGUACAUCAAGCCAGCCCUAGAGAAUAUGCAGAUCUUGAAAUCGGCACUUCAACAGAAAUCUGAGCUUUUCCGAAAGCAAUAUGGCUAUGCAUUCUUCUGGUCCCCGGAGAAGAGCGUGGCAGAUGGCUACCGGAUGUCUCAUUGGACAGACUGCCUGCUGAACAUGAUCGACGAUGUCACGGCGAGGUCGUCGACAUUGGGAGAAGGAGCAAACGACGAUACGCUAGUCCUGCCUAACUUCUCUCUCCUGCUAGUUCAAGGCUGGUUUCGUGCACUGUACCACUACCGAUGGAAGGAGUAG
This is a messenger RNA of Exophiala spinifera, 2280 nucleotides long. RefSeq lists its product as uncharacterized. Lineage: Eukaryota; Fungi; Ascomycota; Eurotiomycetes; Chaetothyriales; Herpotrichiellaceae. The record is from RefSeq and is a predicted model, not a curated record. The transcript is spliced from 3 exons. Gene Ontology annotation, molecular function: DNA-binding transcription factor activity, RNA polymerase II-specific; zinc ion binding. Gene Ontology annotation, cellular component: nucleus. The coding region runs from base 1 to 2280 and encodes 759 amino acids.